Diabrotica balteata is the source of this 1425-nucleotide messenger RNA. The record is from the annotation of a GenBank genome assembly. NCBI's taxonomy places the organism in Eukaryota, Metazoa, Arthropoda, Insecta, Coleoptera, Chrysomelidae.
AUGGAUUCAGUAUUUAAGGUGCAGGGUUUUUCUGAUAAAAAUGAAGAUAAAAAAAUAAAAGAAAAAAUUAAGAAGCUGGUUACUUCUAUAAUUAACGAACAAGAAGAUUGUACUAUUGAAAAUCAACCAGUACAAGAAAAAGAAACCAAUAAAGAUGACUUAAAUCCAUGGUGUAUUUUUGAUCAAUUAAUUGGAGAUGGCUCAUCUACACAAGUAGUGAAAAGUUCAGCUAUGGAUAUAGAGAAAAAUGUUAGUAUUAAACAUAAACCAUCCACUAUAACUGUACUUCAGGAUAUUACUAUUACUCCUGUUAAAAACAACAUAUUCUAUGAAGAACCUGAACAUGUAACUACACGUCCAGUAACACCACUUAGUACAACUCAAGUGUCACAACAAUUAUUAGUGAAUACUCCCCGAAAAAAUGUGGCAAUUAAAAAGCUAAAAUCCAGAAAAGCAGAAGGAGAAGAUGGAAUAACAGGUGAAACACUCAAAGCAAUAAGAGAAUUAGGGACGGAAGUAAUGCUUAGAAUUUGCAAUGAGAUUUGGAAUACCGGAAAGUGGACAAAUGACUGGGCUGAUUGCAGUAAUUACCGCACAGUAGCAUUGAUAUCACACGCGAGCAAAGUACUUCUAACCAUCAUUAAUAAAAGACUAAAAUUAAUUCCCUUACCACAAAUUCCCCAAGAACAAUGCGGAUUCGUCCCAGGUAGAGAAACAAGAGAACAUAUUCUUAAUAUUUGUCAAAUUAUCGAAAAAUCUCGAGAGUGCUUAGUUGACUAUUCCAAAGCCUUCGAUACCGUAAAAUGUAAUAAAAUGUGGCAUACACUUAGUGAAAUGAGUACAGCUGAUACAGCUAAUCUAUUUAUUACAAAAACUAUAGUUACUGCAACGAUACGAGGAAGAAAAAUUAAAAACCUGCGUUAUGCUGAUGACACUGUUAUAUUGGCGUCAUCACCAGAAGAACUGGAACAAAUUGUGAAUAGGCUAGGCACGGUGAAUACGGAAUAUAGUUUGAAAAUAAAUAUGCAGAAAAGCAAAGUGAUGAUCAUCGAUAGAAUCAGAAACAACCAAUCAGAGAUAAAAAACAUGACAGGUUACGAAUGGAGGAUGCGAAGACAAGAUCCGUCGACGCACACAAUGGCCAGAUCGGCAACAGCUAAACUCACAAAAAUUUGGAAGAACACUGGCAUCACAAAAAAUACAAAAUUACGCCUUGUUCGAGCAUUGAUAUUUCCUAUCGCCACCUAUGCUUCAGAAACUUGGACAAUAACAAAAGCCGAUUCAAAGCGUACAAUGGCCUUUGAAAUGUGGGUCUACCGUAGAAUGCUGCGCAUACCAUGGACCGCUUAUCGCACAAAUAACUCAAUUCUAGCAGAACUUAACAUAAAAUUAGAUUCAUCACAACUAUCAACCCAAACAUACUGA